This is a messenger RNA of Artibeus jamaicensis (Jamaican fruit-eating bat), 3304 nucleotides long. RefSeq names its product cellular inhibitor of PP2A (gene CIP2A). The record is from RefSeq and is a predicted model, not a curated record. The transcript has 21 exons. Lineage: Eukaryota; Metazoa; Chordata; Mammalia; Chiroptera; Phyllostomidae. The coding region runs from base 76 to 2802 and encodes 908 amino acids. Gene Ontology annotation, molecular function: protein binding.
AAAAGCGCGGCGAAAGCCGGAGACCGGACUUGGCCGGGUCUUGGUGGCCGUCAGGCUAUCCUGUGGCGGUUUCCGAUGGACUCCACCGCCUGCCUGAAGUCUUUGCUCCUGACCAUCAGUCAGUAUAAAGCCGUUAAGUCGGAGGCGAACACUACCCAGCUCUUGCGGCACUUGGAGGUAAUCUCCGGACAGAAGCUCACACGCUUAUUUACAUCAAAUCAGAUAUUACCGAGUGAAUGCUUGAGUUGCCUUGUAGAGCUGCUUGAAGACCCAAACAUAAGUGUACCACUGAUCUUUAGUAUCGUUGGUUUGCUAUCUCAAUUAGCUGUAGACAAUGAAACUAGAGACUAUCUUCAGAAUACGUAUAACCUGAAUAAUGUGCUGGCAGGAGUGGUAUGUCGGAGCAGCACUUGCCACAAUGAUUCAGUGUUUCUGCAGUGCAUUCAGCUUCUGCAGAGGUUAACAUAUAACAUCAAAUUUUUCCAUUUUGGUGCCAAUAUAGAUGAAUUAAUUACAUUCCUGAUAGAUCACAUUCAGUCUUCUGAAGAUGAGUUAACAAUGCCUUGUCUAGGAUUAUUGGCAAAUCUUUGUCGACACAAUCUUUCUGUUCAAACACACAUAAAGACUUUGAAUAAUGUGAAAUCUUUUUAUCGAACUCUUAUAAGCUUCUUGGCCCAUAGCAGUUUAACUGUAGUUGUGUUUGCACUUUCAAUAUUAUCCAGUUUGACAUUAAGCGAAGAGGUUGGAGAAAAGCUGUUCCAUGCUCGAAACAUUCAUCAGACUUUUCAGCUGAUAUUUAAUAUUCUCAUAAAUGGUGAUGGCACCCUGACCAGAAAGUAUUCAGUUGAUCUGUUUAUGGAUCUCCUUAAGAAUCCUAAAAUUGCUGACUAUCUUACCAGGUAUGAGCACUUUUCUUCAUGUCUUAAGCAAGUAUUAGGUCUUCUUAAUGGAAAGGAUCCUGAUUCUUCUUCAAAGGUUUUAGAAUUACUUCUUGCCUUCUGUUCAGUGACUCAGCUGCGUCAUGUGCUCACUCAGAUGGUAUUUGAACAGUCUUCACCUGGCAACACCGUCCUGGGAAGCCGUUCUAAAUGUUUAGAACCUAGUGUAGCUCUCCUUCGUUGGUCAAGCCAACCUGUGGAUGGAUCGGAAAACUGUUCUAUUUUAGCACUGGAGUUACUCAAGGAAAUAUUUGAGGAUGUCAUAGAUACUGCUAACAGUUCCUCAGCUGACUGUUUUGUGACCCUUCUGCUGCCCUCAAUCCUUGAUCAGCUGCAGUUCACAGAGCAAACUCUAGAUGAGGCCUUCAUAAGAAAUAAAUGUGAAAGGAUGGUCAAAGCUAUUGAAGUUUUGUUAACUCUCUGUGGAGAUGAUACUCUAAAAAUGCACAUUGCAAAAAUUCUGACUACUAUCAAAUGUACUACGCUGAUAGAACAACAGUUUACAUAUGGCAAGAUUGAUCUGGGGUUCGGAACAAAGGUAGCCGAUUCUGAAUUGAGCAAACUUGCUGCUGAUGUAAUUUUGAAAACUCUUGAUUUGAUGAACAAACUUAAACAUUUGGUUCCUGGUAUGGAAGUAAGCUUCUACAAAAUCCUUCAGGAUCCACGCCUGAUAACACCAUUGGCAUUUGCUUUGACAUCAGAUAAUAGAGAACAAGUACAGUCUGGACUGGGAAUAUUAUUGGAAGCUGCUCCACUGCCAGAUUUUCCUGCUUUAGUACUUGGGGAAAGUAUAGCAGCAAACAAUGCCUACAGACAACAGGAAACAGAACAUCUGCCCAGAAGAAUGUCUUUGCAGUCAUUAAAUCCCAGUUUUCCGUCAUCAGUAAAAUGUUCAACUCCUCCACUUUUGAAAGAUAGAGUUCCGGUAUCAAACAUUGAAGACUUAAUAGAGAAGCUUCAGUCUGGAGCAGUGGUAAAGGAUCAGAUUAAUGAUGUGAGAAUAUCUGACAUCAUGGAUGUAUAUGAGAUGAAACUGUCUACAUUAGCUUGCAAAGAAAGCAGGCUACAAGAUCUCUUGGAAGCAAAAGCUCUAGCCCUUGCACAGGCUGAUAGGUUGAUUGCUCAGUAUCGCUGUCAAAGAACUCAAGCUGAGGCAGAGGCACGGACACUUGCUGGUAUGUUGAGAGAUGUUGAGAGAAAAAAUGAAGAACUUAGUGUAUUGCUAAAGUCACAACAGGCUGAAUCUGAAAGAGCCCAGAGUGAUAUUGAGCAUCUCUUUCAACAUAAUAGGAAGUUGCAGUCUGUGGCUGAAGAACAUGAAAUACUGACAAAAUCCUACAUGGAACUUCUUCAGAGGAAUGAAACUGUUGAAAAAAAGAAUAAAGAGUUACAAGUCACAUGUGAUUCUCUAAGUAAACAAAUUGAGACACUGAAAAAGUUGAAUGAGUCACUCAAGCAACAAAAUGAAAAAACUGUUGCCCAGUUAAUAGAGAGAGAAGAACAGAGGAAAGAAGUACAGAACCAACUAGUAGACAGAGAAUGUAAACUGGCAAAUUUGCAGCAAAAAACAAAAGCACAAGAAGAAAAGAUUAAAGUCUUACAAAAAGAAAGAGAAGAUAAAGAAGAAGCAAUUGAUAUUCUUAGAAAAGAAUUAACUAGAACAGAACAUAUAAGAAAAGAAUUGAGCAUUAAGGCUUCCUCCCUAGAAGUUCAAAAGUCCCAAUUAGAAGGUCGUUUGGAAGAGAAAGAGUCACAAGUGAAACUUCAGCAAGAAGAGUUGAACAAACACUCUCAUAUGAUAGCAAUGAUCCACAGUUUAAGUGGUGGAAAAAUAAAUCCAGAAACUGUGAAUCUCAGUCUAUAGACAUUCUCUAUCUAUUGGUGGAGGUAGGAUGGGAAGGUAAUUUCUAACUUCAAACAAAUAACAAAUAAUUAUUAAUUUAGUAAAGCACCUGAUCUGAUAAUGUGGUUUUAUUUGGUCUUAAAGUUUUACUUCCUAUUUUGGUCUUUUAUUGCUUAAAGUUUUCUUUGGUUCUCACAUUAGGAUGUUAUUCUCAACCUCCAUUAUUUUUUUAUAAGGUUUUUUUCCUUUUCCUUAGUUGCUUCCCACUUUAUUCUGUUUAAUUAGUCUCAUUUGUGAUUAUUUAGAUUAUAAAAUCCAGUUGUUUGAUGUAACAAUUGUAAAGGUUAAUAAAUUGAAAAUAGAGAGAAAUUAGUAAAAAGAAAAGUCAUGAGACAGCCACACAAGUUUUUCUCUAAAGUAGCACUAAAGAAAAUAUUGGUGAAUUUAAAAUAAUUUUAUUACUGCACUUAAAGUACAAUAAGAUAAAUGGUAUAAGUUCUAAAUUGGAAAAAACAGUGCAAUG